Didymodactylos carnosus is the source of this 921-nucleotide messenger RNA. Lineage: Eukaryota; Metazoa; Rotifera; Eurotatoria; Philodinida; Philodinidae. The record is from the annotation of a GenBank genome assembly.
AUGUCUGAGGCUAAAAAAGUACGCGAAAAAAUUGUCGAAGGUGGUGAUGAAUCUGAUUUUGAACAAGAAAAUAAUAAGAAAAUAACAAUAUUAUCAAUCAUCAAUCAAAAACUUGAUUUAUUAUUAACAAAAUUUGAUAAAAUAGAAACUUCAGUUAAUACGCUUAAGAAAACUGUUGAUACAUUAAUAAUUAGACAAACAACAAUUGAUAUAACCGUAUGUGAAUUACAGAAGGACAAUGUUGAUAAAGCAGCCACUAUUAUUAACACAGAAAACUGUUGUACAAAAAUCUUGGAAUUAAUUGAAGAAAGAGCGUUAUCCUUUGAAAAUGCAAUUCAACAUGCAUCUGAACAAAUCAAAGAACAAGCUGUUCGUAUUGUUCCUUCUGGUACAGAUACGACGCAGAGUACAACCCUAGAUAAUCCUACAUUUGCAAUGACGUCAGCACCACUAACACCAACUGAAAUCAUAACAUCUGCAAAUGAAUUAUUAUACUCACAUUACGAUUUCGACUCAUCUGCUAGUUUUACUUCCAAACGGCCAUGUGAUAUGAGUGUAGAAAAUGAUGAAGUAUUCACAUCAACUUCAGAUAGUGCGGUUACAAAAGAAAAGCAUGAAAGACACCAACUAGUAACAAAUCAGCAAUUACUAAACAAAGAAACCGGCUUAAGCCAUCUUUUAGCCCAUCUUUUUUCCGCAUUAUUUAUCGAAGAAGAAUUAAAAGUUUCAUCCGUUGACGCUUCUGUCCGUGGUACAAAAGCAUUUGAUCCAGUAAGAGUAGCUGCGAUUGAUAAAUAUUUAUUUAAUUUAUAUGGAGUAAGAUAUACUAAAUGUCGUACAAGUGAUCCAUAUAAAGAAUUACUAAAUAAAAAAUGCGCCCGAAUAAGAACAAAAUAUAAUAAAAAUAUUGCUAAUUAUUAG